Molecule: messenger RNA, 969 nt
Organism: Acanthisitta chloris (rifleman)
Lineage: Eukaryota; Metazoa; Chordata; Aves; Passeriformes; Acanthisittidae
Gene: LRRC23
Product: leucine rich repeat containing 23
Exons: 7
Molecular function (GO): protein binding
Source: RefSeq, a predicted model, not a curated record
GAAGAAGAGGAGGAGAAGGAAGAAGAAGAGGAGGAGGACGAGGAUAAGGAGGAGGAAGAGGGGGAUAAAGAGGAGGAGGAAGAAGAGGUGCCUGCUCCCUGACCCCUGACCGAGGAAGGCCUGAAGGAGGCUAAGACCGGCAACGGGCUGGCCCACGCCUACGUGAAGUUCGAAGCCAGACACAAGAACUUGACAGACAUCAGCCUCCUUGAAUGCUUCAUUCACCUGCGGUAUGUGGAUUUGUCAGAGAACAAGCUGCAAGAUUUGUCUCCACUGGGGAACCUAACCUACCUGCUCUGGCUGAAGGUGGAUGGGAAUCUGCUCACUAGUGCCUGCAUUCCAGAGCUGCCCUACCUCCAGGUCCUCAGCUUUGCUCACAACCGCAUCCAGGAUAUGGAGGGCAUUACUCACCCCCGCUUAGCCACCCUCAGCCUGAAAGGAAAUAAAAUCCAGACAGCGCUGGGCCUGAGUCAUGGCCAGUUGUUCAGUCUGCAAAUCCUGGAGCUGCGAGGAAACAAGCUAGAGAGCACAGCAGGGCUCAGUAUUCCCAAGCUCAAGAACCUCUAUCUGGCUCAGAACACCAUUUGUCGCCUUGAAGACCUUGAGGGGCUCGAGCAGCUGGAGACUCUGCACCUGCGUGACAACAAGAUUGAGACCCUGGAUGGAUUCUUUAGUAGCAUGAGGUGCCUGAAGUACCUCAAUCUACGGAACAAUGGAAUCAGUAGCUUUCAGGAGGUGGCAAAACUGCAGGUCCUCCCCAUGCUGCAGACACUGGUGCUGUUGGACAAUCCAUGCUCUGAUGAACACAAUUACCGACUGGAGGUCCUGAUCCUGCUGCCACACCUGCAACGCCUGGACAAGGACUUAUUUGAGAAAGAUGAGCGGGAAGAGGCAAAGAAAAUCCAUCAGAUAAGGCAGGAAGAAGAAAAGGAAAUGGAAGGAUCCCUUCAGGGUGAUAUGACUGACUGA